This is a messenger RNA of Candidozyma auris, 468 nucleotides long. It is a transcript of the gene RPL32, whose product is annotated as 60S ribosomal eL32 domain-containing protein. Gene Ontology annotation, molecular function: structural constituent of ribosome. The record is from RefSeq and is a predicted model, not a curated record. Lineage: Eukaryota; Fungi; Ascomycota; Pichiomycetes; Serinales; Metschnikowiaceae. Gene Ontology annotation, cellular component: ribosome; cytosolic large ribosomal subunit. Gene Ontology annotation, biological process: translation. The coding region runs from base 1 to 468 and encodes 155 amino acids. The transcript is spliced from 3 exons.
AUGUGGAGCACAUCGAUAAUGGGCCCUUUUGGUGCCCACUUGACCCGCCCUCCUUUUCUACAGCUUACUGACAACACUGCCAAAAUGUCCUCUGUCAAGAUUGUUAAGAAGUACACCAAGAAGUUCAAGAGACAUCACUCUGACAGAUACAAGAGAGUUGCCGAGAACUGGAGAAAGCAGAAGGGUAUCGACUCGUGUGUCAGAAGAAGAUUCAGAGGCACCAUCCGUCAGCCAAACAUUGGUUACGGUUCCAACAAGAAGACCAAGUACUUGAACCCAUCUGGUUACAAGGUUUACUUGGUUAGAAACACUCAGGACUUGGAUGCCUUGUUGAUGCACAACAAGACCCACGCUGCUGAGAUUGCCCACAACGUCUCUUCCAAGAACAGAGUCGAGAUUGUCACCAAGGCCAAGUCUUUGGGUGUCAAGGUCACCAACCCCAAGGGUAGAGUUGCUUUGGAGGCCUAA